UGGCAGAGAUGAAAUCAUUUUGCUGAAGCGCAAGAAGUUACUGCGACAGUUGAUGUUUCGUCAACACAAUAAUUGUGGGAUUACAUGAGAUCGGCGUCGUUGUACAGCGUUGGAAAAAAAAUAACAAAAUGCACGACUAUCAUGUUAUCCCGUGGAUUUCAUUAGUUUGUGAUGUUUUGUGGAUGAGUGAAGAAAAUAGAAUCGCCGAUGUUCUUCGUUAAUUGACGCAUGCAAUGCACAUGUAGUUCGUACACACGAAGCGCUGGAUUUGUCAGCAGCGCGCAAAAGCAGGAACGGAGAACUAUCAUGCGUAACUUUACGAGACAAGGAAGGAAGAGAUGACAUAACCUCCACACUCGAAUGUGUUUUCGUUGAAGUUAUAACCAUGGCGUAACGUUUGUGCGCAAAGGAAAAGUGUAAAUUAACUUUUAUAGUCCGUGCCGUUUGUUUGUGUGUUCCCACUCAAAAAACUAUGAUAAUCAAGUGCCUGAAGUUAUGCUUCUAAAAAACUCAUAUGUGAUAAGUGUUUUUUUUCUGCUGUACUGAACGUUUAAAUCAGUGUUGUACCUAAGUUUAUUGUUUUAUUGAAUAACGAUGGAUGAGAAAAGAAUUGCCGAUUACUUCGUGGUAGCCGGGUUACCUGAAAAUCCUGAGCCAUUGGAGGAAUUUUCUCAUGACAGUGCACAUCUGAAAUCGAACUACAAUCAGCCACCAAUAACAGAUAUCACUGUAUAUUUUCCAACCCUUGGAGAAAGUGUGCCACCAGAAUAUACUGUCCUGAGCAGAACACCAACAGGUUUCUCAGCAGACUUGAAUCAUGGAAGCUUACGCAGUCCUGAAGUUUACCUGUGCUAUCGUAGAGGAAGAGACAAGCCACCUCUUGUGGAUGUCGGUGUAAUGUAUGAAGGGAAGGAGCGCAUUAUGGCUGAUUCAGAACCAAUAGUCACUACUCCUGGAGGAAGAAUAGCGAAUGUGAACAACUCUGGGGCAAAGACAUUUGUCACCUUCAGACGUGCUUCACCCAGCAUGCCAUGCAAUGAGCUUGUUGUGACGGACAUAUGUGUCAUACUCACCAAUAAAGGCGAAACAGCACCUCAUGCCUUCUGUAUGAUCAAUAGAAACCUUAACAAGGGAAUGGUUGGUUCUGAUGUAUUUUUAUGUUACAAAAAGUCAAUGAACAGAGCAACAUCAAUAUCAUAUAAGCCAGGUAUUUUGUCUCGAUAUCCAUAUGCAGAUCGUCGAGAUUUUCCAUUCCCUCCAUCUGUGCCAAUGUUCUGCUUACCUAUGGGCUCUACAAUAGAAUGUUGGCCAGUUUCAGCAACUCAACCACGGCCUGUUUUCUCUACAUUUGUGCUUACAGUUUCAGAUGCAGCUGAAAAGGUGUAUGGAUCAGCAGUAACUUUCUAUGAAAGAAUUCCUAAGGAUGCACUUUCUUCAAAACAACAGGAAGAGCUGGAGUUGAAUGAUGGUGAUCAGAAAACUGUGAAUAUCAAUAAAUGUAUCUGUCUUCUAUCACAUUGGCCAUUCUUCGAUACAUUUGAAAAAUUUCUUGGGUACCUUUACAACAUGUCAUGUGAAGGUUCUCACAAUGUACCCAUUGAGAGGUACAUAUCAUAUUUCUUGGAAGACAUUCCAUUUCCAUCCCCUCAGAGGCCACGAAUUCUGAUACAGCUUUCAGCUUCUGACCGUCUUGUACUGACACAGCCAGAAGAUCUUCCACUUCCCAGAAGUGGUGCAGGAUUUAGAGAACUUUUGAUGAGCCUGGGACCUGAUAAUUGCCUUCUUGUUUUGCUGUUGGCACUAACAGAACAGAAACUUUUGGUGCAUUCUCUUAGGCCUGAUGUAUUAACAGCAGUAGCUGAAGCAAUUUCUAUGAUAAUUUUUCCUUUCAAGUGGCAGUGUCCAUAUAUACCUCUUUGUCCACUUGGUUUGGCAGAAGUUCUUCAUGCUCCACUUCCAUUCCUUAUUGGAGUGGAUUCAAGAUUUUUUGAUCUCUACGAUCCACCAGUAGAUGUUAAUUGUGUUGAUCUUGAUACUGUCAGCAUAUCAGUCUGUGAAGAUAGAAGAAGCCUCAGUACAAAGCUGCUCCCAAAGAAACCAGCCAGGAUAUUGCGGAACAGCCUUGAGAAUUUGCAACAGAAAGUGAUGUUGCACAUAAGAACUGUGAACAGUUUGGCUCAAGAUACAUCAAAAGAAAAUAACAUUGAUAGAGAUUUCCAACUAAAGAGGAAGGAGCAAACACUAGAGCUGGAAAUUCAAGAAGCAUUUCUACGUUUUAUGGCAACAAUAUUGAAGGGAUAUCGUUCAUAUUUGUUGCCAAUUACCAAAGCACCAACUGUGGGAACCACUGACCCUAAUUCAUUAUUUGACCUACAAGGCUUCCUUCGCUCCAGAGAUAAGAAUAAUCAUAAAUUUUUCACCUAUGUGAUGAAAACCCAGAUGUUCAUACGGUUUAUAGAAGAGCGCUCAUUCGUUUCGGAUAUGGAUGCAAGUUGGGCAUUUUUUGAUGAAUGUACAGAGAAGGUUGAUGAUGAUGGUGAGUGUCGCCUCUUAGAAAUGGAUGAGUCUCAACAUAGUGAACGCACUGUGUUCAUUCCACCACCAGAGCCAACUGGAUUAUCACCAGGAGUGACAUAUUCAUAUGAGGGCUUUAAUUUGAAUCCUUUACUCUUCAAACAAAAGGAUGUUAAAGGGUUUCUAAAUGCAGCACAUCGUCUAAGUGGAGGUGCUCCAGGAAGUCCAAUGGCUCGGAGAACAAAGCAUGAAAUUAAGUUGUCACAAAAAUUAGCAAGAAAAUAUUCUUCUUCUCCUGAGCACUGGGCUAAGUACCUUCUGGGAACAUGCUUCAGUAUCUGGUUCAUACACCUACCAAGCUAUGUUAUGAUGUACCGAAGCAAAGCGGCUACUUGUCUACGUACUGCUUAUGAGGUCUUAGUAAAAAUACAGAAAAUGAAGUUGCAGCCUAUGGAUGAGGUUUGUUACCGUGUGAUGAUGCAGCUGUGUGGCGUGUACAGCCAACCAGUCCUUGCAGUGAAACUGCUUUUUCAGAUGAAACGAAGUGGUAUACAGCCAAAUGCUAUUACGUACGGCUUUUAUAACAGAGCUGUAUUGGAGGCCACUUGGCCCUCAGACUGCACUAAUUCUAGUCAGCUGCUGUGGAACAAGUUAAGGAAUGUCAUUAUUGGUGUUGCACUGUUUCGUCGUUCUGGAGCAAGAAGACGUCUUUCAGAGGACGCUGUUUCAUUUGCUGAUGCCAUGGAUGGUUUGUCUCACACUUCUGUAGACAGUGGAAACUCUCAUGAAUAUGCACAGGUUCCUCCAUCAUCUGAUUUAUCUGAAGUAAAGAGCAAACACAUUGGUGGCAACCAGACAGAUACCGACACAGGAUACAACAGCUCAAGUGUCAGUGUCAAUGCACGUGAAGUUCAGCCUGCAGUGACUUCAGAUACGCAAACAGAACUUGUUGGUGAUGUUAAAUGUGCGAGCAAGGCAAACCCUUCUGACUCAGGCUUCGCACAAUUUGACCGCUUCCGCUCACGUCACGGCAGCAUUGUGAGACCCUCAGGCACUUCCUUGCUUACACCAGUGCGUCCCCUGCAUCAACAGCCAUUUGAAAGCAGUGCUGGUCUAUUGAUGACUGGUUUGUACAAUGGACCAUCUUUGUCAGAAGAGGAGACAGACGUUUUUGACUCAGCUUUUGGAGGUGACUCCCCUACAGUAGGAUCACAGAGGAGACGUGCUCGGAGUGGUAGUUGUUCUGAGUUUGUCUUCAAUCUGCGACAUCAUGGUCAGCCUGCCAGCCCAAAGCCAAACCGAGCUUCUGAGACUGAGGCUUGGAAGCUUCUUAGCAGGUCAGAGAGUUUUGCCAAUGAUGCUCAAAUUUUGGACAAACUUGGUCUUCAGGCAGAACUUCAUAACAACACCAAUAAUGUGCCUUCAAUUCCAGAACUUCCCAGAACUACAAAAUCUCCAAGUUCUAAAGUCAUUCCAAGCAGGGCUCUGUUUGGUCGUAGAAACAGCCUAACAUUACGGCGUCAAAGCCGGGAAUCAUCGUCAGAACAUCUGGAAGAGCGAAGUUCAGCUGGCAGUACUGAUGAUUUGGACUCUGUUGGCAGUAACACACCCAAACACUUUGGUAAACUAAUGUCUGCCUGGGGUUCAAAAGUUAGUCGGGUAGGAAAUGAAAUGUGGGAUCGUGUAGGUAUGAAGAAGCUAGACAGUGACAGUAGUCUUAAGAAAAGCAGCACUGAUUCUCUUCUUGAUUAUCAUAAUAAUGUGAAGAAUAAGAAUAUUAAGAAUUCGUCCUCCUUUAUGGUAAAUAAAACUCCCCAAGUUUUGCACUCUGCAACUACUGCAAGUGAUACACAUCAGACACAGGAGGAAAGAGAGAAUUUUCAGUGUGACCCAAAUCAUGUAAAUGGACCACUAGAUUCUCCUAGUAAGAAUUCUGCUGCUCAUUCCCAGAAGACCUCACCCGUAAGGACACCUGUUACGGAGAAUGACCCCCUUGGGGCUCUACAUAUGGAAGAUGACAUACCCCAAGACACAGAGUCACCAGAACCACCUAACGUUCAAGAUCAUCCCAGUGCAUCUCAGUAUAAUUCAAACGCUGCAGCAGUUGUGUUAGAGUUGUCAGACAGUGAGAGAGGCCCGGUGCUUUUUGGUGGUCGGGGACGAACUCAGGGUGUGUCUCGUAGUGCAACUUUUACUCAAGAAAGUUCUCAGGUUGGAGAUGAGGAUGAAUUAGAAGAAGGAGAGGGAGAAACUCACUCUGUGCAAGGAAAGUCGAUGCAACGAUCAUCGACAAUGCCUGUUGAUGUUCCGGUUACGUCUGGUGGGGUAACUUCAAGUAUAAGCAGCCUUGGUUCAAGCUUCAAGUUACCAUUCAGCCGUUAUUCUCCUGCUCGACUCAGUCUGCGUAAAGCAGACCUUCGCAUCGGCACUCAGAUCAUUGAGAAUGCUCUCACUAACUUCAGUCCCAGCAGUUUGACUUCCAAAAAAUCAAAUGAAUUAUUAAUUGGAGGCCUCAAUAGCCUGAAGUCUGCAGCUACUUCAGUUGCUAAGAAAUUUGAUGAAAUUAAAGAAGCAAUAUCUGCCAACUCCACACCUGUAAAAGGAGUAGUUGGGCAGGGAUAUCAACCUGAAUAUGAGAACCAAUAUCUUGAGGAUGAGUCAGUUGACGUAACAGCUGCUGUGCCUGAGAGUAGCAGGAGGAUAUCUAGUGAAUUCUCAUACCUUGAUUCACGUAGUAAUUUAUGGGAGUUAUUUGGUGAUGGCAGCAGGAAAGGAAGUUCCACGAAUCUUCACCCACUUGGUUCGGCAGCAUCAUCUCAGCAGCAGCUCCUUCCAGAGAUUUUGUACCCUAAAGAAACACAUACCAGAGAUCCAAAUGCUCCUGUUGCAUUGGAGAUUAGCAUGACAACAUGCUCAAAGUGCCAUAAUUGUUCAUCAGUGCUGUAUGAUGAGGAAAUAAUGGCUGGUUGGGAACCUGAAGACUCAAAUUUGAACACAAAGUGCCAGUUUUGUGGGAAAGCCACAGUUCCAUUUCUUAGUGUUACCAUACUUGAUUAUCGGUCUCAGCCAAAAAUGGCUUCAGCACAAAGUCAAGAAAGUGUGAACAGAAGUAAAACUUCCUUGAAUCGGCUUUCUUAUCUGGGUCUGAGUAAUUCAUCAGUAGAUUCCAGCAGUGCAGCUGAAACAGAUGUCAGUAAACUUCGUCCAGCAGAAGGAGAUCCUCUGACUGCAUGUAACAGGAAGAGAGAAGACCCUCCGGCAGAUCUUCCAGUUACACUUGAGCCAAUUACUGUGCCAUAUCUCAAUCCAUUAGUAUUGAGAAAGGAAUUUGAAAAUAUUUUGUACAAUGAAGGAGACAGCUGUCUUACGCAGUCCCGAUUUGUGGAUGAGCAUCCAAUUAUAUACUGGAAUAUGGUCUGGGUGUUUCAACGCAUCACAGCUGUAAGUCACUUGCCUGGCUUGUGUUUACAUGCAGCGUCUGUAGAAAAAGGAAACCGAACUGUUCAUCCAUCAUGGGCCAACAGUGAUCACAAUAAUGUUUUGAUUCACUGCAUGUGGGAUAAUCCUCGCCUUCAUGAAGAGGUUGGACAGCCUAUGUAUGUGUUGUGGCAGCUAAAUGAGGAACCAAGUUCUCUCGUAAGUGCUCUACUUACAGAUCCUACCAGUGUGUCCAAAGGAGUAAUGGACCACGUUCUAUUGGGAGUUCGAUGCAGUGACCUCUUGGAGCCACUCAAAAAACUAGCAAUCGAAAGACACAAGCUGAAAGGCCGAGGUGUCAUUAGAGGCCAUUCUUUAUACAGAGAAAUGUUAUUUUUGGCCUUCACUGCCAUGGGCAGGGACAAUAUUGACCAAAGUGCAUUUGAUAAGGAAUAUGUGACAGCAUAUGAUCGUUUGUCCGAGAGGGAACUUAAAUUAUACAGUAAAUGUGAUCAGCCUCUUACACCAGCAUCACUCUUCUGCAGGCUUUACUUCAAAGAAUUGGAGUUAUGACCUAGAUAGUAACUAAAUGUGAAGCACUUAAAAGCAAAUCACUGUCCAUAACUUAAUGUGAUGUUACACCGCCACCAUGAACAAUUUUGGGUAUAACCUGCUGAGGAUUAACCAUACUUUGCAGCAUUUUUAUAUAGAAUUGAGUACAUAUUUACAAUGACAUGUAAAAAUUUUUUGAGAAGGAGCUGUAAAAAUUUGACUUGGGUUAACUCAAAAUAUUGAUGUCCAAACUAUUUUUCUGCUAUGCUUUUGGCAAAGCAGUGCAGAGUUUUUAAAAUAUUUUAAUCUUAUAGGCUUGAGAAUGUAAGAAUGUGUGUUCUCUGGUGCACCAAAUGCAGCAGAUAUUUUUAUGCUUCUGCAAAAAUAUGCAGCUACUUGUUGAGUUUUUGGAUUUUAAAUGCAGUGGCCUCACUUUCCAGUAUGGUAUCUGCAGUCUCUCUCCAACACGAGAGAGAAUUGCAUUAAUAUGGUACCUGCAACUGAAUAAAGACUGUUUGAUGUUAUAUUGUAGACAAUAUUAAAUCCAGAAGAGCUAAUAAAAUGGAAAGUGUUUUUCUAAACCGCAAACAUCACAAAAAUAUUUUUGUAAGCAUAAUGUACUUUGAAUUAUAAUUACAAAUGCCUCACUCACAUUUCAGGAAGAAUUUGAGUACGCUGUAUAUAUUAUAAAUAUUUAUGCUCCUUUUUCUGUGAUUCACUAUUCAGAACAAAAUGCAUUCUAUUUUACUGCUCAGAAAAUUGUGCUUGUUAAAUAAUGUGAUCCUAAUUGAAUCGUUGCUUGUUUUGAAUGUAUGAUUGUUGUAAAAUUUUUAAAAACAAAACAAUGUAUAUAAACAGAUGAAUUUUAAGGCCUACUUGUUUCGUUGCAAAUUGAUAAAUGGUGGUGGUAUAUAUUGCUUCACCACACUGGUUGUGAUUUCUGAUUAUGUUAAUUGAUUGUAGUGUUGACUUCCAGUAUUUUGUUAAGUUGGAAACUCAAACAUAUUUAUAUGGAAUGAACUAUUGCUUGAAUCCCGGUUUUGAACCAUUAUUUUCACAUUUCACUUUGUUUUAUAAUUAACGUAUUUAUAUCAUCAUGUACAUGUACUGUCAAAAUUCUUGAUUUAAAUUUUAAUAUAUAUUUUUGUAUGUGAAAAAAUAAAAUGUAAAAAAUUGUCAGUAAAAUAUGUAUUUUACUUAAAAGU
Messenger RNA from Schistocerca americana (American grasshopper), 7688 nucleotides. It is a transcript of the gene Crag, whose product is annotated as DENN domain-containing protein Crag. Gene Ontology annotation, biological process: regulation of Rab protein signal transduction. The transcript has 35 exons. Gene Ontology annotation, molecular function: protein binding. Gene Ontology annotation, cellular component: cytoplasmic vesicle. Bases 595 to 6504 code for a protein of 1969 amino acids. NCBI's taxonomy places the organism in Eukaryota, Metazoa, Arthropoda, Insecta, Orthoptera, Acrididae. The record is from RefSeq and is a predicted model, not a curated record.